Messenger RNA from Pediculus humanus corporis (human body louse), 1473 nucleotides. Its product is annotated as Seryl-tRNA synthetase, putative. The transcript has 2 exons. The record is from RefSeq and is a predicted model, not a curated record. Gene Ontology annotation, biological process: seryl-tRNA aminoacylation. Gene Ontology annotation, molecular function: tRNA binding; ATP binding; serine-tRNA ligase activity. NCBI's taxonomy places the organism in Eukaryota, Metazoa, Arthropoda, Insecta, Psocodea, Pediculidae. Bases 1 to 1473 code for a protein of 490 amino acids. Gene Ontology annotation, cellular component: cytosol.
AUGGUUUUAGACUUAGAUUUAUUUCGUUCGGACAAAGGAGGUAACGUAGAUAAGGUGAAAGAAAAUCAACAAAAGCGUUUUAAAAAUGUUGCCUUGGUUGAAGAGGUUAUCAGCUGUGAUACUAAAUGGCGAGAAGCAAGACAUGUGGCGGAUAAUUUAAACAAGAUUAAAAACCUUUGCAGUAAAGCAAUAGGAGAAAAAAUGAAAAAUAAAGAAUCUCCCGGUGGUGGCGAUGCCGUGCCCGAGAGCAUUUUGCAAAAAUUGAGUUUGCUUACGUUAGAUGAUGUAAAACCUUUAACUGUCAAUCAAAUUAAAUUAAUAAGAGAAGCAGUCGAUAAAAAAACGGAAGAAAAUAAUGAUGAAAUGAGUAGAUUAGAAAAGCAAAGAAACUCGGCUCUCAGGGAGGUAGGUAACCAUUUACAUUCCUCCGUCCCAAUAAGUAAUGACGAAGACGAAAACAAAGUUGAAAGAACUUUUGGAGAUUGCUCUACGAAAAAAAAAUACUCUCAUGUCGACCUUAUUCACAUGAUUGAUGGAAUGGAUGGUGAUAGAGGUGCAAACAUAUCUGGUGGAAGAGGAUAUUAUCUUAAAGGAGCAGCUGUUUUUCUGCAACAUGCUUUGAUUCAAUUAUCAUUGAAAAUGUUACUUAAAAAAGGCUUUCAACCCUUGUACACUCCCUUUUUUAUGAAAAAAGAAGUGAUGCAAGAAGUUGCUCAAUUAAGUCAGUUUGAUGAAGAACUCUAUAAAGUAACUGGUAAAGGCAGCGAAAAAGGAGGAGUAGAAGAAAAAUAUUUAAUUGCAACAUCCGAACAACCAAUAGCUGCUUUUCACAGAGAUGAGUGGAUUCCUGAAAAUAAUCUUCCGAUAAAGUAUGCAGGAAUUUCAACUUGUUUCAGACAAGAAGUUGGUUCCCAUGGCAGAGAUACUAGAGGAAUUUUCAGAGUUCACCAAUUUGAAAAAGUUGAACAAUUUGUUUUGACAUCUCCUCAUGACAACAAGUCUUGGGAAAUGAUGGACGAAAUGAUUGGCAAUGCUGAAGAAUUUUGUCAGAGUUUGGGAAUCCCAUACAGAGUAGUGAAUAUAGUAUCUGGUGCUCUUAAUCAUGCUGCAUCUAAAAAGCUCGACUUGGAAGCUUGGUUUCCUGGAUCAGAAGCAUUUAGAGAGUUGGUUUCUUGCAGUAAUUGUUUGGAUUAUCAAGCAAGAAGGCUUUUAGUUCGAUAUGGGCAAACUAAAAAAAUGAAUGCCGCUACUGAAUAUGUACAUAUGUUAAAUGCAACAAUGUGUGCCGUCACCAGAGUUAUAUGUGCAGUUUUAGAAGUACAUCAAGGUGAAGAAGGAAUAACAGUGCCAACUGUUUUAAAAGAAUUUAUGCCUGAACCUUAUAAAAAUAUAAUUCCAUUUAUUUCAAGCGGGCAAGCCAGUAAUGGAAAUGAUUCAUCUGGAAUCUAUGGAACAUUAUCAUUCAUUACCUAA